This is a messenger RNA of Malaya genurostris, 663 nucleotides long. RefSeq lists its product as uncharacterized. The coding region runs from base 56 to 646 and encodes 196 amino acids. The transcript is spliced from 2 exons. The record is from RefSeq and is a predicted model, not a curated record. NCBI's taxonomy places the organism in Eukaryota, Metazoa, Arthropoda, Insecta, Diptera, Culicidae.
AAUUAUUCUAUCUAAUAAGCAGGUGUCUCCAGAAGCCUGAUCCUUAGUUCCUGAAAUGCUGCAUCUAAUUCUCAUUGUAUUAUGGAGCUGUUGCGCAACAGCCGAUGUCAACGAGCUGCUAUACAAACCUGAACCUUAUUCCGCAUCUCCGUUGCCUACGUCAGAUCCCGAUCCUACUAACGAGAAACAAUUGGAUUCACAGUCGAUAUCAGAACGGUUUGAACCCAGGCCAUAUAGUGUACUACUAAAUAGUAUCAACACCGAACAACAAUCCCCAGAAACUUUGGAACAUCUUUACGGAGUAGUUCAAGUCGAGGAAUCUGUUGGAGUGCCAUUUGAGCUUUUAAAUGACGCUGUUGAAGUCGUUGACGCCGUGAAUAUUCUUCCACUAGACGAAUCACAAGAGGAAUUGGUGCAGUUUGAGCCACACAUCAAAACCGUCCAGUUGACAUCUGCCCACGCCGAUUACCAGGGGCCGUAUCAGUAUGAGAAACCAAAAUUGCAGCUCGAGUACGGAAUACCCGAUGCACCGAAGCUUCAAGUAGUGGAAUCGUCCGCUCUUAAUAACGACUACCUUCCACCACGGUUGGCCAGGAAUUCCCUUGCAAAACGUCACUUGAAAUUGAUCGUCAAACGACUGACUUAGGAUUAUACAGAGAGAAA